AUGGCACCUAAAUCAAACGCUCCAUCAAUGGAUCCACAAAUUGUAGGCAAUGCGUUUGUUCAUAAAUACUAUAACCACCUUUAUAGAUCACCCGAGGAAGUUCACAGGUUCUACCUCGAGGAAAGCAUGCUCGGAAGACCAGGUCUCGAUGGUUCAAUGGUUUCUGUCAAAUCAUUGAAAUGUAUUAAUGAUCAGAUAAUGUCCUUUGACUACCAAAACUCGAAGAUCCAGAUUCUGUCUGCCGAUUCUCAAGCAUCUUUGAAGAAUGGAGUUGUAACUUUAGUCGCCGGUUUAGUGACUGAGAAAGAUGGAGGAAGAAAGAAGUUUACUCAGUCUUUCUUCCUUGUGCCACAGAAAGGUAGCUACUUUGUGCUCAACGAUGUCUUUAGGUACGUUUCUGAUGAGAUUGUUGAACCAAAAUCUACCAAGGAGGUCAAAGAGAGCCCACAAGUAAUCAAGUCAUCAAAAGACAUUAUCCCCGCAGAGUCUGCAGAUGCAACUGCAAAUACCAUAAAGAACGUCCAUAAGGAGAAAGCUGCGAAUGGAAAUAGUAACUUACCUAAAGCUGCUGCUGAAGCAAAACCUCAAGAGGACGCUCCCAAGAGAUCCUUUUCAGCAAUUUCUCCGGCUCAAAACGGCACUCCGGUUAAUGUUAAAGCAUGGCCUGCAAAGCCUAAACCAGUCGCAAAGCCAGGAGUUGUUGUUCCUGAGCAAAAAGCUCCUGCACCAAUUCCUGAACGCUCUUCUGCUGAAAAUAUUGAAGAAGCAGGCCACAGUGGUUCCAUAUUUGUUGCAAACUUGCCUAUGGAUACGACUUGGGAGCAACUCUAUGAAACAUUCAAAGGUUUUGGAACUAUUAGAAAACGUGGUAUCCAAGUCAGAUGUUACAAGGAGACAAGAAACUGUUUUGGGUUUGUGGCAUUUGAAACUGUCGAAGCCAUGAAAAAUGUCCUCCAGGCUCACAAGGAAUCUCCAAUCAGAAUCGGAAACCGAAGAACAUCUAUAGAAGAAAAACGAAGCAAGAACAAUGAAAAUGGCGGGAGAGACUCUGCGCAAAACAACGGUAACAAUAGGAAUGAGAAUGGUUACAGAAACAACGGGUAUAGACCUCGUGGCAAUGGUGCUAGUAAUGGAGAACGAGGCUCCGGAAGAAACGUGGUUGAGAGACGGAACGGUGUUGCCACUGGUGAUGUUAAAGCUUCUCAGGUCAACGGCCAUGUCAAAGCUCAGGCCCGAAACUAG
Messenger RNA from Eutrema salsugineum, 1242 nucleotides. RefSeq names its product ras GTPase-activating protein-binding protein 1. Lineage: Eukaryota; Viridiplantae; Streptophyta; Magnoliopsida; Brassicales; Brassicaceae. The record is from RefSeq and is a predicted model, not a curated record. Bases 1 to 1242 code for a protein of 413 amino acids. The transcript is spliced from 6 exons. Gene Ontology annotation, cellular component: cytosol; ribonucleoprotein complex. Gene Ontology annotation, molecular function: mRNA binding.